AACUUUGGCUUGAAGAUGAGGACUGAAUCAUCUCAGACAUCCAGUUACCCGCAGUGUACCCGACCCAAGUGGACGUUGAUCUUAUUUUCUCAUUCUGAAAGGCGGCCAGGAUGUUUAUCCUGCUUGUGGCCUCUUUUCUGACCUUCCUGUGCGACGCACAGCAACCCCCCACGAUCAAACUGAAUUCUGUGAUUGUGGCUCAAGACUAUGUGGUUGUGAGAGUCAACAAGCCCUUAACCCUUACCUGUGUGGGAAGGAAUGUGACAUGGAUGCCCAGGCUGUCCAAGCACCGAAGACACAUCUCGGAUAUCAAUGGUGCACGCAGCAUCUUCAAGGUGGACAAUCCUACUGUGGACUACACAGGCACAUACAGGUGUUACAAUCAGAACCAGCCGGACUUGGGCUCUUCGGUUCAUGUCUACGUCAAAGACCCCCAAAACCUUUUCACGUCGGGAUACAUGUACAGACCAGUAAAGAAAGAAGGCGAUGACCUCCUGUUACCUUGUCUUCUGACGGACCCUGAUGCCACUGACUUCUCCCUUCGUAUGGACAAUGGCACCUCUGUGCCCCAGGCCAUGAACUACACCACUGACCCCAGGAAGGGUAUCUUCAUCUGGAACCUUCAGCCUAGCUUCAUUGCGGACUAUGUCUGCUCUGCCAGGAUCAACGGGGUGGAGAAAAUCUCCAGACCUUUCUCUAUCAACGUCAUUCAGAGGCUACGUUUCCCGCCAUAUGUAUUCCUGGACGAGGUCGAGUACGUUCGCAUUGUGGGAGAGAGUCUUCGCAUCUCCUGCAAAACUCACAACCCCAAUUUCAAUUACAAUGUCACGUGGAAACACUCCUCCCGCACUAAACUGAACGUGGAAGAAAUUGUGAAUGCAGUGGAUACUGAGGGCAACCGUCUUGACAUUGAGAGCAUAUUAACAAUCCCUGCAGUAAACCUGUCCGAUACUGGAAACAUUACCUGCACUGGCAGUAAUGAAGCAGGUGUUAACAGGACGACCACCUACUUGGAGGUUGUGGAGAAGCCGUAUAUCAGGCUUUCACUAGAGCUUUCACCAAAAGUUACUCGAGAGGAUAUGUCUGUGAAGGUCAAUGAGGGGGAUGAUCUGGAGCUUGGCGUCCAUAUUGAAGCAUACCCUGAGAUCAAGGAUCAAGGGUGGAUGACUUCUGCAUCUCAGAAUGACUUCUCAGAGUCAAGCAGCUUCAAUCGCUACAACAACAGGUUUGCGGCAAAGCUUGUGCUGAAAAGGAUGACCUCCCUGGAACAGGGCUGGUAUACCUUCUACGCCAGGAGUGAAAGGAUCAACAAUUCCAUCAGCUUCAGAGUGCAGACCUACCAGAAACCUUCUGCCACAGUGAGGUGGGAAAAUGGCACCACACUGACCUGCAAUGCCUUUGGGUUCCCAGCUCCCAGCAUCCACUGGUACCAGUGCUCUGGAAUUAGAACCACGUGCAGAGAGAAUACCACAGAUGCUCUAAAGGUGCUUCCAGCGCAGACAGUGGAGGUCCUGCAUGAGGCGUCCAGCCAAGAGGAGGUGGAGAGCACGUUGCCCGUGGGACCAAUCAGCCACAGGACAACAUUUGAGUGUGUGGCCUCCAGCCUAGUGGGGGAGGCAAGUGACGCAUUCAGCAUGGAGGUCUCUCAAAACAAGCUGUUCAUGCCAACCCUGGUUGGAGCUUCUGCCCUGGCAGCAUUUUUCCUGUUGCUCCUGAUGAUACUGCUCUACAAGUACAAGCAGAAACCCAGGUAUGAAAUCCGCUGGAAGAUCAUUGAAGCCAGCAAUGGGAACAACUACACCUUUAUUGACCCUAUGCAUCUGCCGUAUAAUGAGAAAUGGGAGUUUCCCAGGACCCAGCUGAAGCUAGGGAAGGUUCUGGGUGCUGGGGCUUUUGGGAAGGUUGUGGAGGCCACUGCAUUCGGCCUGGGAAAGGACGACAACGUCACACGUGUUGCUGUGAAGAUGCUCAAACCCAGUGCACACUCUGAUGAGAAAGAAGCCCUGAUAUCUGAACUGAAGAUCCUGAGCCAUCUGGGGGAGCACAAGAACAUUGUGAACUUACUGGGCGCCUGCACUCAUGGAGGUCCUGUCCUGGUGAUUACUGAGUACUGCAGGCAUGGUGACCUCCUUAAUUUCCUGAGGAACAAGGCCGACACUUUCCUCAGCUUUGUAAUGAACAUGCCAGACUGCCAGGAGGAGACCACCAACUACAAGAAUGUGUGUUUAGAUAAGAAGUACAUAAGAAGCGACAGUGGGAUCUCGAGUUCAUGUUCUGACAACUACCAAGAGAUGAAGCCAGUCCCUCUACUUGUGCCAGCCUCGGCAAAUGUGCCCCUGUGUGACAAUACUGUGGAGGACAACUGGCCACUGGACAUUGACGACUUGCUGAGAUUCUCCUACCAGGUGGCACAAGGACUGGAAUUCCUCACUGCCAAAAAUUGCAUCCACAGAGAUGUAGCUGCCAGGAAUGUGCUUCUGGCAAACAGUCGCGUAGCAAAGAUCUGUGACUUCGGCCUGGCGCGAGACAUCAUGAACGACUCCAACUACGUGGUAAAAGGAAACGCUCGCCUUCCUGUUAAGUGGAUGGCACCCGAGAGCAUCUUCGACUGCGUCUACACUGUGCAGAGCGAUGUCUGGUCUUAUGGGAUCUUACUGUGGGAGAUCUUCUCGCUGGGUAAGGGCCCAUACCCCAGCGUCCUUGUGGAUGGCAAAUUCUACAAGAUGAUCAAAUGUGGUUACCAGAUGUCUAGGCCAGACUACGCCCCACCGGAGAUGUACACAAUCAUGAAAAUGUGUUGGGACCUGGAGCCUACCAAGCGACCGACUUUCAGCAAGAUCAGCCAGCUGAUCGAAAGGCUUCUCGGAGAGCAGCCCGACCAGCAGAUUUACCAAAAUGUUCAACAGGAUGCUCCAGAUGAAGAACCCAGUGAAACACAAGAGGCUCCAAAGCACUGCGAAGGCUCCUGUGAUCAGGAGGAAGAGGAGCAACCACUGAUGAAGACCAACAAUUAUAAGUUCUGCUGAGGCGCCCAUCUCCGGCCCGAGGUGUCCAGGCUCUGUCUCAUAUUAACCAUCAACAGCCAACCUUUUGCAAACUACUAUGCUACAACGUAAACCAGCAUAAACCUAGUUAUAUUGCAGUUAGUCAUUCAACCCACAGAAGGGUUAUUUAGGGUGCUGAAUCAGGCAGACAGCAGAGGAACGACAGUGACCAUGACGAUGAACCAUGAAAUGAUGCAGAGUUUCCAGUAAGACAGUCUGGACAUCUAUUCCUUGUCUUUUUUUGUUCAAUGGAUACACAUAUUUCAAAGAAAAUAAUCCUGAAUUUCUUUAGUACGGUUACAAUAUUACUGGCUUACACGAGUGCCUAUGAAUAACAUUUUGUUUUUAUCUACCAAACUCAGGGAAGAAAGAUUGCUAGUCUCUCUGAAACCAUAAGCGUCAGCAUCUUUCAUGGAAAGUUCCUCACUGUGCAGUUCACAUGCACGCAUUCUGUGUGCAGACAAAACAUUCACGUAGUGUUUACAUUCCAGAGAGUAAGUAUGUCUGUUUAUUAGCGUACAACCUGGAAGGAUAUUCAUGAUUGGAUAUUAUUGGUUCUAUUCUAGAGAUCAAUUUAAAACUUUUCUUCAGCAGGUUAAUUAGAUUUAAUGUCUAAUGAUCUAAUGUUCACAGAUUUAUUUACAAUUAUUCAUCAUUAUUUUGGCUCGGUAACAGACCAAAAUAUGCAGCGAUCACUGUCUUCAGUUUUCAUUCAUUUAAUUAUGUAGCACUCAGCUUAUACUGCCAAAAACAUCCACGUAGUUACUUGAUUUUUUAUAUAUAUAUCCAACUGAUUUAUUUAAAGCCAGAAGGACUGAAGAUAAGAGUGGUUGACACCUUAUUUGUGGAUCAAUGUUCUCACAAAUGUGCUAUUUUGGACAUCAGUUUAUUAUUAAAACCUUGGUAAAUGGUAAAUGGACUGCAUUUAUAUAGCGCUUUUUACUACUCGUACGAGUACCAAAGCGCUUUACAGUUAUGCCUCACAUUCACCCAUCCACACACACAUUCACACACCGGUGGCGGAGGCUGCCAUGCAAGGCACCAACCAGCUCACCGGGAGCUUGAUAAAGCUUAAUGUUUAGCUCAUACUAUUAGCUUGCUAUGCUAGAGAAGACAUGUUUGUAUGUAUGGUUACAGAUUUACCAAGCCUACAGUAUGCUAAGCCAUGACGUAUAUAGAAUUGAUCUGAUUUGGCUUUUAAAUGUUUUUUUACUGUUUGCAUUUCAUGUUGUAAUUUGACUUACAUAUACACUGGAAAAUUUACAUAUCAGAACAUUUGUACUAACAUUUUUGUUAAAAUAAAAAAAUUAAGAAAUGAAAUGUAUUUUGCUUGUUACCAUACAUGCUGUUGAAUAAAAUGAACGAUUGUAAUGUA
Paramormyrops kingsleyae is the source of this 4419-nucleotide messenger RNA. RefSeq names its product colony stimulating factor 1 receptor, a (gene csf1ra). Gene Ontology annotation, molecular function: macrophage colony-stimulating factor receptor activity; cytokine binding; ATP binding. Gene Ontology annotation, cellular component: signaling receptor complex; CSF1-CSF1R complex; plasma membrane. Gene Ontology annotation, biological process: protein phosphorylation; cytokine-mediated signaling pathway; regulation of MAPK cascade. The record is from RefSeq and is a predicted model, not a curated record. NCBI's taxonomy places the organism in Eukaryota, Metazoa, Chordata, Actinopteri, Osteoglossiformes, Mormyridae.